Messenger RNA from Quercus robur (English oak), 1780 nucleotides. RefSeq names its product phosphatidate cytidylyltransferase 2-like. The transcript has 12 exons. Gene Ontology annotation, molecular function: phosphatidate cytidylyltransferase activity. NCBI's taxonomy places the organism in Eukaryota, Viridiplantae, Streptophyta, Magnoliopsida, Fagales, Fagaceae. Bases 275 to 1549 code for a protein of 424 amino acids. Gene Ontology annotation, cellular component: endoplasmic reticulum membrane. The record is from RefSeq and is a predicted model, not a curated record.
CUCUCUCUCUCUCUCUCUCUCUCUCUCUCUGUCUGGCUUUGCUUUGGUUCCCCUAUUAUUCUAUUCGUAUUCUAUUCGCCUCCCUUUGCUUCAUUUCUCUUCUCCACCUCUCUCUUUCUCUCUCUCUUUAACUCUCUUACUCUCAGCCUAACCCACCAGGUUUUUCAAUCUAAUCUCUCUCUCUCACAUACAUGUGUUUGUGGUUUGGUUUGGUAGCUAUUGUUCUAGGUUGAAUUUUUGGUGUCAACAAGAAUAAAAAUUAAUCAGGAGAGCCAUGCAAAAGGAUCAUAGUACUAGCACUCCGUCAACUCCUACCGGUCGUGUUCGAAAUCGUAAACGCUCAAAUGAGGUUAUUCCGGAAGAUAGCAAACCAAAUGGAAGCCAUUUGCUUGUUCAUGAUCGUAAUAAAUACAGAUCAAUGUGGAUCCGUGCACAUUCAUCAAUUUGGAUGAUUGGGGGCUUUAUGUUUAUUGUCUACAUGGGUCAUCUCUAUAUUACUGCUAUGGUUGUUGUUAUUCAAAUCUAUAUGGCCAAAGAGCUGUUCAAUCUACUUAGGAAAUCUCAUGAAGAUAGUCAUCUCCCGGGAUUUAGGCUAUUAAAUUGGCACUUCUUCUUCACUGCGAUGCUAUUUGUAUAUGGCCGCUUUCUGAGUCAACGGCUUGUCAAUACCGUGACUACAGAUAGAUUUUUAUAUCAGCUUGUGAGCAGCCUUUUCAAGUAUCAUAUGGCCAUCUGUUAUUUCUUAUAUAUUACAGGUUUUAUGUGGUUCAUUCUUUCAUUAAAGAAGAAGAUGUACAAGUAUCAGUUUGGCCAGUAUGCAUGGACACACAUGAUUCUAAUUGUUGUGUUUGCACAGUCUUCCUUCACUGUUGCCAACAUUUUUGAAGGAAUUUUCUGGUUUCUUCUUCCAGCAACUCUUAUAGUUAUCAAUGACAUUGCUGCUUAUAUCUUUGGUUUCUUUUUUGGGAGAACCCCUUUAAUCAAGUUAUCUCCAAAGAAAACUUGGGAGGGAUUUAUUGGAGCAUCUGUUACAACUAUAAUCUCUGCAUUUGUGCUUGCAAACAUCAUGGGUCGUUUUCAGUGGUUUACAUGCCCAAGAAAGGAUUUAUCAAAUGGUUGGCUUCACUGUGAUCCAGGUCCGUUGUUUAAGUCUGAGCAACAUACUUUACCUGGAUGGGUUUCUCAAUGGUUUCCUUGGAAAGAGAUCUCAAUUUUGCCAGUUCAAUGGCAUGCUCUAUGUCUUGGCUUGUUUGCAUCUAUAAUAGCACCUUUUGGAGGCUUCUUUGCUAGUGGUUUUAAAAGAGCUUUUAAAAUCAAGGAUUUUGGUGAUAGUAUUCCUGGACAUGGUGGAAUUACAGAUAGAAUGGACUGCCAGAUGGUGAUGGCCGUCUUUGCUUACAUCUAUCAUCAGUCAUUUGUUGUGCCACAAAGCCUCUCAGUUGAAAGGAUCUUGGACCAGAUAUUGAUGAACCUUACAUUCGAGGAGCAGCAUUCUCUAUACGUAAAGCUUGGGGAGAUCUUGCAUGAGACGCUGACCGGAGAGUCAUAGAUCUGCAUAACCUGCGUCUUGGGUGAUGUUUUCUCUCUCCCCAGCAUGUUAUGUACGUGGUGGCCUAACUAUGAAAGAAAUAGAUAAUGUUUUGUAUAUGAUAUUUUGUUCUCUUUUCCUAGUGCAACCCAAAUAUUUUGGGUUGAGUGAUUCUUCAGUCAGCACACUCUGUAUAGUGUAUUUGUAACCAGUUUAAGUGCAUGAACUCUCAUUGGAGAGUGAAUUGCUCUC